This is a messenger RNA of Trichoderma virens Gv29-8, 513 nucleotides long. RefSeq lists its product as uncharacterized. The transcript has a single exon. The record is from RefSeq and is a predicted model, not a curated record. Lineage: Eukaryota; Fungi; Ascomycota; Sordariomycetes; Hypocreales; Hypocreaceae. Bases 1 to 513 code for a protein of 170 amino acids.
AUGGAUCCGGAGAAAACUCAGGAUGAUGCCACCUCUGCCGGCAGCUUCACGAUAUAUACGCCUCAUAGCGGCUCGACCACCUCCGAUCAAACCUGGGAAUAUAGCUAUGCAGUCCCUUGGCCAGGCGGGGUAUACAGGAUCAUAAACAAAACCUCUGACAAAGCAAUUACGCUUGCGAAUGGCCAUCUUUGCCUGCAAGAAACCAGCGACCCGCGCGACGAGUAUAGCCACUGGCUCUGCGUCGAGGCCAACGGCUACUUCGGCUUCUUCAAUCAAAAGGCGAACAAAUACAUCGGCCACGACGGCGAAUGGGGUAUGCGAGCAUGGGCGGAAAGGUUCCUGGACUGGGAGUAUUUCACUCCACGAAGGCAUCCCGCUGGAGGGUACCAGCUUCUCUCGCCGUUUUAUCACCACACGUUGAGGGAACUCGCCGUUGCUAACGGCGGGAAGAAGCUUAUCAGGAGAGACCAUGGAAUCACUCUGUGGGAAUUUGUGAAGGUAUCAGAAUAUUGA